AUGGAGACUCUCGAUGUGCUCGUCAGCUUGGCGCGGGCUCUGCGGGGCCGGGGGCCCUUGAGGCUCCGCAAAGAGGAUUUCGUGCGGGCAUUCAAGACCCUGCCGCUGGCACUGUCUGCCCUGUGCAUGGCGGCGCUGUACAGGUGCGAGUGCCCUCUUCCUCCCCGGAAGCGGCGGGGCGCGCCGCGCGCGCUGCAGGCGAUCCUGGGCCGGCUUUUCUUCGCCCCAACUGGGAGAUUCGUGGACGACUUGUUCGGAAUCGACCCGGAGGGAGGCUGGGCGGAGGGGCCCAUAGCGGGGGCCGCUGGAGCAUCUCGGGUGACGCGCUUCGUAAUCGAGACUUUGUUGGGCUGGGAAUUGGACGAGGAGAAGCGCGCGUCGUCGGCCGAGUCGGCCGAGGAACAGGCGCUGGCUUUCAGCAUCCCGCCUGAGAAAGUGGCCAAGUGGAGGAGCUCCAUUGAGCAGGUCCUCCAGUCUGGCCAGCUGUCGCCCGCGGGUGCGGCCAAGCUGGCGGGAAAGCUUGGGCGGGGCGCUUCCGCCGUCUUCGGCAGGUUGGCAUGGGUGGUCGAUGACGGCUCCCGGAGAAGGUAUGCCGCGGCGGACGUGCCUGCGGCCCUACGGGGCUGGGUGGUGCGCCGGAAAGUGCAGGUGGCCACUUGGGAACUCGUGGCGGCACUCUGCACUCUGGGGACGGUGCUUGCGGAGUAUGGCGACAUCGACAUUGUUUGCUUCAUUGACUCCGCUGUCGCCCUGGGCGCGAUCGUGCGGGGAGCAUCGCGCCAACCCGACUGGAAUGCCUUGGUCGGGAACCUGUGGUUCGGGGCGGCGACCGAAGGGUGCGCCAUAUGGGCCUUUCGCGUGCCCUCCGCACAGAAUCCAGCGGACGCGCCUACCCGCCCGGAGUCCAAGUGGCGCGAGUUGGAGGCCACGCAUCGCGCAG
Prorocentrum cordatum is the source of this 940-nucleotide messenger RNA. Lineage: Eukaryota; Dinophyceae; Prorocentrales; Prorocentraceae. The record is from the annotation of a GenBank genome assembly.